AUGACGGAGAAGGGCGGAGAGAAGGGCGGAGGGAGGAGGGCGGCCAUGUCAGGCGAGGUGCAGCAGAAGUCCCUCGCCGAGGACAAGAUGGCCGAGCAGAAGCGGAUAAAGGCUGAGGUCUUGGCCGAGCUGAUGAGGAAGGACGAGCAGCGCUCAGCCGUGAACGAGUACAAGCUCAUGAGCAAGUGGCGGGCCAUAUUCCGCCAGGCCCAGCAGAAGGCGCUGCGCAGCGAAAUCGACGUGCUGAUGCACACGUUCGAAAGGGUGCUGGACCACAAGGACAGCGUGGCCAAGACCCUGACCGAUGACAUCACCGAAGCGAAGCAGCAGUCCGACCAUGCGGUCCGGUCCCAUCAGCAGAAUGUGGACCAGCUCCUGGACCUGCAGACGACCAGGCUGAAUGCCCUCAGCCAGGACUUCAGCACUCAGCUGGAUGGGCUGAGAGCUGAUCACAACGCCGAGCUGGAGAAGAUUAUGGCCCAGCACCGGCAGGACCUAAUCGAACACCAGGACGCGAUGUUUGCGCUGGACGAACAGCACAGCGAGCUGCAGUCCAAGGCCCAGCUGGACCUCAAAAGCGCCUGCUAUGACAUCAAAGACGAGGUGAAACGGCGGGGGAACGCGGAGCAGACGCUGCUGUGGGAGCGGCUCACGCUCACCUGGCAGGAGGCCAAGAGCGCCAGCAAGCGCUACCACGAGGCAACCGACGGCAACCGCGACGCCUGCGAGGCGCUGCAGGCCCGCGUGGAGCGCUGCACCGCCGAGAACGGCGACCUGGCCAAAACGCUGACCAGGAUGCAGAAAUCCCAAGAGGCCCUGCAGGCCGGGCUGAAGGACAGCCGGGCGGAGGACAAGCUCGCCAUGGCGGCCAUGCAGGCCUCCCUGGACAGGGAGCUGGAGAAGGGCAGGCAGCAGACGUCCGAGCUGUGCAGGUUCCAGGCCAAGCAGGAGGCCAAAUUGAUGAACCUGACUGUGCAGCACCGCCAGGCUUCCAAAGCCCUGCAGGGCGUUGCCGAAAAGGGCAGGAAGCUGGUCCGGCUGGUGGAGGCGUGCCGGAAGCUGGAGACGAAGGGCGAGCAAGCACAGCCGUUCUGUCGCCCGUCCGGCGGCUUGGAGGGGCAGAGUGUGGCGAUGGCUCACCAGGAGGGGGCCUCCGAGCCGGCCCAGCUCAAGCAGGACUAUGCGGGUCUGGAGGGCGUGUGGGACCGCCUCAGCUCAGUCCAGCUGGACAAGGCCUGCCUGCAGAGAUACAAAGCAGAGCUCCUGCAGGAAGGCCGGAGGCUGCGGGCUCUAACCAGCCAGUGCCUGAGCAAACCGGCUGCCAGCCAGUGCCAGAGAAAAUCAGCUGCCAGCCAAUCCACCCUUCACCAGAGCAGCAGCCUGCUAAUGACCACUCGCGCCAGCCAGUGCCUGAGCAAACCGGCUGCCAGCCAAUGCCAGAGAAAAUCGGCUGCCAGCCAGUGCCAGAGCAAACCAGCUGCCAGCCAACCCACCCUUCGCCAGAGCAGCAGCCUGCUAAUGACCACCCGCGCCAGCCAGUGCCUGAGCAAACCGGCUGCCAGCCAAUGCCAGAGAAAAUCGGCUGCCAGCCAGUGCCUGAGCAAACCAGCUGCCAGCCAACCCACCCUUCGCCAGAGCAGCAGCCUGCUAAUGACCACCCGCGCCAGCCAGUGCCUGAGCAAACCAGCUGCCAGCCAGUGCCAGAGCAAACCAGCUGCCAGCCAAUCCACCCUUCGCCAGAGCAGCAGCCUGCUAAUGGCCACUCGCGCCAGCCAGUGCCUGAGCAAACCAGCUGCCAGCCAGUGCCUGAGCAAACCAGCUGCCAGCCUGCUAAUGGCCACCCGCGCCAGCCAGUGCCUGAGCAAACCGGCUGCCAGCCAGUGCCUGAGCAAACCGGCUGCCAGCCAAUCCACCCUUCGCCAGAGCAGCAGCCUGCUAAUGACCACUCGCGCCAGCCAGUGCCUGAGCAAACCAGCUGCCAGCCUGUGCCAGCGCCCGUCACCUGGGCAACGGGGCAGCUGCGGGCUGCGCCGCUAG
Messenger RNA from Anguilla anguilla (European eel), 2037 nucleotides. RefSeq names its product dynein regulatory complex subunit 2-like. NCBI's taxonomy places the organism in Eukaryota, Metazoa, Chordata, Actinopteri, Anguilliformes, Anguillidae. Gene Ontology annotation, cellular component: axonemal dynein complex; axoneme. The record is from RefSeq and is a predicted model, not a curated record. The transcript has 8 exons. Gene Ontology annotation, biological process: cilium-dependent cell motility; axonemal dynein complex assembly; regulation of cilium movement. The coding region runs from base 1 to 2037 and encodes 678 amino acids.